Molecule: messenger RNA, 1746 nt
Organism: Miscanthus lutarioriparius
Lineage: Eukaryota; Viridiplantae; Streptophyta; Magnoliopsida; Poales; Poaceae
Source: the annotation of a GenBank genome assembly
AUGGCGCCCACGACCUCCCUCCCGGCGUCGGCCCUUCUCCUCCCCAUGGCCCUGGUGUGCAUGAGGCUGGCUGCUCCCUUUGCUUGCGCCGUGCCGUGUGGGCUUCGGUCCCCUCGCUUGGCAUGCCAUGAGCUCGGCCUCUCGCAGCCCUGCCUGCCACACAAAGUGAGUGCUCGUUCUGCCCGCGUCAUGUGUUAUGAGAAUUUAAAGAAUCAGCCAUGCCAUAUUAUACAUGCAGUGGAGAAGCAAACAAAUGAAGAAAUAAAAAAGAAUAUACUCCGUCUUCGAACAUCAAUUGAUGCAGUCCGAUGGUUAGCAUUCCAGGCUUGUGCUUUCAGAGGACACGAUGAAUCUAUUGACUCAAAAAACCAAGGUAAUUUUCUUGAGAUGGUAAAACUUCUAGCUUCUUAUGAUGAUGAGAGAAAUGAUGACCUUCAUGACAAUCAAGUUGCUGAAAUGGAGCAUCUAAUUGAACUUAAUGAGCUUGAAACUGGAAGUGGUGCUAACCAGAUUAGAACCUUGCAUCGUCCUGAGGAUACUAGAUGGAGCUCACAUUAUGAUUCAAUUUGUAGUCUUUUAAAGCUUUACAAGCCUACAUUUCUAGUAUUGAAAGAUAUUGCUAUUGCUAAAGGUUCAGGAAGCACACCUGCUUUGGGACGAGCAAAAAAUUUCUUGGUCUUUAUUAAAUUAAUGAUGUCAUUUGACUUUGUUUUUAUUUUGCAUGUUAUGAAAGAACUCAUGGGCAUCACAGACCUACUUUACAAAAAGCUACAGCAAAAAACUCAGGAUAUUGUCAAUGCUAUGGAUGAUGUGGCCACUACCAAGAAAUUGAUCCAAAGUUUAAGAGAUCAUGGCUGGAGUGCCCUUUUUAAUGAUGUGACAUCAUUUUGCAUAAAACAAGGAAUACAAGUGUCAAAUAUGAAUGCCUUCUAUGCGGACUAUAUUCGAUCUCGUGCUGAGAAUGAGCUAUCAGUUGAGCAUCACUACAAAUAUGACAUUUUCACAGUUGCUAUUGAUCAACAAUUACAUGAGUUAAAUAACAGGUUCAGUGAACAAGCCACAGAGCUUCUCAUUUUGUGUACAUCUUUGGAUCCUAGAGAUUCAUUUAGAUCGUUCAAAAUUGAUGAUAUUUGCCUGCUAGCUUCAAAGUUCUAUCCUGCUGAUUUUUCUGAACAAGAAAGAAAUAACUUGAGACAUCAAUUACAACAUUAUGAGCUUGAUGUCCUCGCAAAUCCACAGCUCCAGAAUUUAUCAACUAUUGCUAAUCUAUGCCGUCGACUAGCUGAAACUAGAAAAUCAAAUGACUAUUAUUUGAUUGACAGCUCGAUUCCCAGGGGAUCUAACUUCAUCACACUGAAAGUUCAUCCAAGAAGGGCAAGUGUCAUGCUCACCAAAUCAUUUGAACGCGACCUACUUAGCUACCUCUCCCCAGAUGCCUACUGGGCUGCCUCUGUGAAGCUGCAAGUGAGAAAGCAAACACCAGAGGAGCCGCUAUCUGAGGAAGACGAGAAACAUGCGGUGUCCGAUUCCCAAAUGCCGACGUUUGACUCUACCUGCCCGGCCCCCCAAUGCCAUGCCAAUUUGACGGAUCAUCUGAUGAGGAAAAUUAGCGAGGCAGCAACCCAUGUGCCUCCCCUGCCGGCUUUCCGGGCCGAGCUGGAAAAGGAGGAGGAAUCUUUGCGUCCCCCCCCUGCUUUUAAGCGUCUGCUCCUGCAUCAGCGUCGAUCAGGACCUUCCAAUCACUAG